ACCGCGCCGCCGCAUUCUUUCCGUCAGCCAUUUUAGAUCGGAAUCAGCGAGGCGGCGCCAUUAAAGUGCGAGAAAGGAGGAAAUAAGCGGGAGCCCGAUCUUCCUCGUAGCCGGAGCCUCGGCCCCUGUGGAUCCCGCCUUUCCCCUACGGCGGCAUAUAUUUACCCCCCUUGAGAUCGGCCACCCGAGUCUCUACAGCGGCCCCCAUGUCGGACGACCAGUUUGCCGGAGAUGAAGCGGUGGUGGAGGCUUCGGAGGAGGCUGAGCAGCUCGAAGGGAUCGUGGCUCCCCGCGGCAGCGGCGCCGAAGGGGGCGGGGGGGGGGGAGGGGGAGGAGGAGGGGGCGGCGGCGGCGGCUCGGGCGAAUCGGAGGGAGCCAAAAUCGACGCGAGCAAGAACGAGGAGGAUGAAGGAAAAAUGUUCAUCGGAGGCCUUAGCUGGGAUACUACAAAGAAGGAUCUUAAGGAUUACUUCACAAAAUUUGGUGAAGUUGUAGAUUGCACCCUGAAGUUAGACCCUAUCACAGGGCGGUCAAGAGGCUUUGGUUUUGUGCUGUUCAAAGAAUCUGAGAGUGUGGACAAGGUCAUGGAUCAGAAAGAGCACAAACUGAAUGGCAAAGUGAUUGAUCCCAAAAGAGCUAAAGCAAUGAAAACAAAAGAGCCAGUGAAAAAGAUUUUUGUGGGUGGCUUGUCUCCAGAUACACCAGAAGAGAAAAUAAGGGAGUAUUUUGGAGGUUUUGGUGAGGUGGAAUCAAUAGAACUUCCUAUGGACAACAAAACCAAUAAGCGCCGAGGAUUUUGCUUCAUUACUUUCAAAGAUGAAGAACCAGUGAAGAAAAUCAUGGAGAAAAAAUAUCAUAACGUUGGUCUUAGUAAAUGUGAAAUAAAAGUAGCAAUGUCAAAAGAGCAGUAUCAGCAGCAACAGCAGUGGGGAACUCGAGGGGGAUUUGCUGGAAGAGCCCGUGGCCGAGGUGGAGGCCCCAGUCAAAGCUGGAACCCAGGAUACAGUAAUUAUUGGAAUCAGGGGUAUGGCAACUAUGGAUACAACAGUCAAGGUUAUGGAGGCUAUGGAGGAUAUGACUACACUGGCUACAAUAACUAUUAUGGAUAUGGAGAUUAUAGUAAUCAGCAGAGUGGUUAUGGGAAGGUAUCUCGGCGAGGAGGCCAUCAAAAUAGCUACAAACCGUACUAAAUUAUUCCAUUUGCAGCCUAUAACAGACAGGUAUGUUCUGCAUUUGCAAAGCUGCAUUCUAACUUUGUAAUUAAUAGUAGCUUUCAAAAACAUUGUGUAAGAUACUGUAAUAAUGUUUUAAAAUUUUACAGCACCCAGAAGUGCUUACCGUAAUAUAACAUAAUGACUUUGAAGAUAAGUAACACAGGUCCUCUUAAGCUUUUACCUUUUGCCCUAUAUAUUAACAAGUCAAUAAAGUUAACAGGUAAAGUACUGCUAAUGGGUACAAAUUAAGGAAUUGCAGCGAAAUAGUAUUGCCUACUAACUCUGAUAUUAUACCUUGUUUGUACCCGCCAGCGGGAACUUCCUUGCAGGCCCUGUGUCGCGCUGACUUCCCGAUUCUCACAGGCCCGCUCAAUGCGGACAGGGUACGAGAUGCUCACGCUCUCGAAUGCUGCCGUUUGGUAUGGUCUCUUCCAACAUCCUGUAUCAGCAUUAUAAUAAAAUGGAUACUUCAAGCUUUGCCUUCACUUAUUUCUUUGCUUGUAAAACAAACUACUUGUAAUAUAAUUUUAAUGCAUUUUUUACAGGCCCAGUAAUGGUUAAAUACGUCAGCUUACUGAAUAAUUUUAACUGUUUGUUCUUCUAAGGAUACAGCUUGUCUCUGGAUUUUCCAGUAUUAAUUUUAUAUUUUAUUAAUCUAUUUUAAUGCUUGCUUUUCCCAUUUUUAUAGACACUGUGUAGCAGUAAUUGCAAGAUGUUCUUGAGCUGAAGUCCUGUUGUGACAACUUCUCUUAACUUUUCAAUAUAUACCUAUAUAUACAUACACACACCCCUAUUUACUACUUAUAGUAGACUGUUAACUCUUUCUCCUUAUUGCAUUUCUUUUAAUGGACAAGUAGUACUGUUUAGCUGGCCAGCAUAACUCUUUAACAAUGGUCUUGGGCCAAAAUAGUCACUGACCACACUACUACUAACUAGUGGUGGUUGAGCAUUAAGGGUUUUUGGAGAUGCUUUACGGCAUUUUGUGAAAUAAAUAUUUCUUGAGUAAUUUCAGAUGUGGAAAGAUCCUUUUUCAAACAGUGGUGCACAUGUGGAUUUCCAGCUCAUGGACUCUCCUGUUCAGCUUUAAUAUAAAAAGCAUAUUUGAUUAAUGUUGAUACAAUAUUUACAUAGUGGGAAAUAGGGCUAUCUAAACACUUUCUGUAAACUUUGGCUGCAGUUGUUGGUCUUCACAAACUGACUUUCUUUUUCUUUCUCUCUAGGUGGACAAGCAGUAUUCUCAUUGGAAGAUUCAUUUUGAGGUGGCUCAUGCUGCCUGCUAACUGCAGUCAAACUAAACAUUUUUGUAUCAAGUCACUGAAUUGAAAGUAAGAUGUUGGUCCCUCUGACGUUUGAUUGCACUCUCAUUGCAACAGAAUUGUUUCACCGUCUUAUUUUUUAAUUGCUAUGCUUAAGAAUCAAUUUGAUUUAUGCCCCACUCCCAUUUUGUUCCCAAGUAUUGUAGAGCAAGUCUUGUGUUUAAAAACCCAGUGUGACAGUGUCAUGAUGUAGUAGUGUCUUACUGGUUUUUUAAUAAAUCUUUUUGUAUAAA
Python bivittatus (Burmese python) is the source of this 2763-nucleotide messenger RNA. It is a transcript of the gene HNRNPD, whose product is annotated as heterogeneous nuclear ribonucleoprotein D. Gene Ontology annotation, biological process: regulation of gene expression. Gene Ontology annotation, cellular component: nucleoplasm; chromatin. NCBI's taxonomy places the organism in Eukaryota, Metazoa, Chordata, Lepidosauria, Squamata, Pythonidae. The record is from RefSeq and is a predicted model, not a curated record. Gene Ontology annotation, molecular function: RNA binding.